AUUCUCUUUCUUCCUCAUUUCUUUCUACAGAACAAGCUUGCCAUCUCCAAUGUUCUCUAGAAAUGACUUCAGUAUCUGGAGUAUCUUAAGAAAAUGCAUUGGAAUGGAAUUGUCCAAGAUCACAAUGCCAGUUAUAUUCAACGAGCCACUGAGCUUCCUUCAGCGACUUACAGAAUACAUGGAGCACACAUACCUCAUCCACAAAGCCAGCUCUCUGUCUAGCACAACUGAGCGAAUGCAGUGUGUUGCUGCAUUUGCUGUGUCUGCUGUAGCCUCGCAGUGGGAACGCACGGGGAAGCCGUUCAACCCAUUGCUUGGAGAGACUUAUGAAUUGAUCAGAGAUGAUCUUGGAUUUAGACUUCUUUCGGAGCAAGUCAGCCAUCAUCCACCAAUCAGUGCUUUCUAUGCUGAAGGUUUGAAUAAUGAUUUUGUGUUUCAUGGAUCCAUUUAUCCUAAACUCAAAUUCUGGGGCAAGAGUGUAGAAGCAGAACCAAAAGGCACAAUGACUUUGGAGCUUCUUGAACACAACGAAGCCUACACAUGGACAAAUCCUACUUGCUGUGUGCAUAACAUUAUCGUGGGCAAACUUUGGAUUGAGCAGUAUGGAAACGUGGAAAUAACUAACCACAAAACUGGUGAGAAAUGUGUGCUGAGUUUCAAGCCCUGUGGCCUGUUCGGGAAGGAGUUGCAUAAAGUUGAAGGCUACAUUCAGGACAAAAGCAAAAAGAAACUUUGUGCGCUGUACGGCAAGUGGACGGAGUGUUUAUACAGCGUUGACCCAGCUACUUUCGAAGCUUACAAAAAAAAUGACAAGAAAAACACAGAAGAAAAGAAAAGCAGUAAACAGGUAGUAGUUCUUUAAGAGGCUGGCACAUCUUAG
Coturnix japonica (Japanese quail) is the source of this 880-nucleotide messenger RNA. The record is from RefSeq and is a predicted model, not a curated record. Lineage: Eukaryota; Metazoa; Chordata; Aves; Galliformes; Phasianidae.